AUGCCACCCUCAACAUACGCCCCAAACGCCCUCCAAACCGUCAUCAUCGCCUGGACAGGCAUGGACCUCACCGACUUCGCCGGCCCCGUCGAAGUCCUCUCCCACGCCCGCAACGACCAGCGAGAGCGUCUCUACAAUCUCACCAUCGCCGCCGAGACUGACGAGUCCGAAACAUCCCAAAACGUCAGCAUCCACCGGCACACCGGCAUCGAGGAACUCGUUCAAAACAUCGACAAGUACGACGUCUUGAUCCUACCCGGGGGAGGAGGUUUCACCGCCGACACCGUCCCCGAUGUCCCGGGUUUGAAGAAUGUGAUGAAGGCUUUCACGGCCCUCCAGCCGAGGGAGUCCAAUCCUCGCGUCCUCCUCACCAUCUGCGCCGGCGUCUUCUUCCUCGCCGAAGCAGGUCUCCUAGUGAACAAAGUCGCCACAUCGCACUACUUCAGCCUGCGGGACCUGCAGAAACUGUGCGAUCGACACGGCGAGACGAAGAUCGUGAGGCAGCAUUAUGUGGAUGUGGGGGAUGUUGGUGGGACGAGGGUGGUUGUUUCAGGGGGGAUCACGAGUGGGUUCGAUGCGACGCUUUAUCUUGUGGAGAUGCAGCAGGGGUUGGGGGUGGCAGAGAAGGCGAGGGCGGUUCUGGAUGCGGGGUGGAGGAGGGAGGCGCUUCCGUUUGGGACGUUUUGA
Molecule: messenger RNA, 687 nt
Organism: Zasmidium cellare ATCC 36951
Lineage: Eukaryota; Fungi; Ascomycota; Dothideomycetes; Mycosphaerellales; Mycosphaerellaceae
Exons: 1
Coding region: 1-687 (228 amino acids)
Source: RefSeq, a predicted model, not a curated record